AGGCGCUCCGUCGCCCUGGCGGUUUUUUGGCGGCGCCUGAGGCGGCGGCCGCGCGGAGAUGCGGCUGCCGUGCGAGGUGUCGGUGGCGAGCCGCCUGCUCCCCUCGGCGGGGCUGCGAGGGCCGGGCCGCUCCGUCAGGGCUGUGCUGGCCCUCGGGAAGCCGCCCGGAGGAGGAGGAGGAGGAGGAGGAGGAGUCUGGCUCCUGGUCAGCACCGCCCGACAGCGCCCGGGGGCCAAGUACCAGCUGAGAGAGAACAUAGAGCAGCUCUUUACAAAGUUCGUGGAGGAAGGAAAAGCCACCGUACGGCUGAAGGAGCCGGCCGUGGACAUCUGUCUCAGCAAGGCAAAUGUCGGCCAGCUGAAGACUUUCCUCUCUGCAAUGAAGCUGGCUGACCGAGGCACCAACGAGGAAAGCUUACCACUGUCCACCUUGGCCCCACCGAAAGCUUCUGAAGUUGAGAAGCCAAAGACAAAGAUGACGAUAACAUCCAGGAAGGAUUACCCUUUAACCCAGAACUUCCCGUACACUCUGGAGCAACUCCAGGCCUCUUACUGCAAAUUACCUGGCAUUGAUAUGCGCAUGCUUUGCCUGAAGAGUCUUCGGAAACUGGACUUGAGCCACAACUGUAUCAAGAAGCUGCCAGCCACGAUUGGGGAUCUUGUGUCCCUCCAGGAGCUCAGUCUUCAGGGCAACCUCCUGGAGUCCUUUGGCGUGGCCCUCUGUGAUUCCACACUCCGAAAGUCGCUCCAGUCUCUGGAUCUCAGCCAGAACAAAAUCAAAGCGCUUCCUGCACAGUUCUGCCAGUUGCGGGAGCUCAUUCACUUGAAGUUGGACGACAACGAUCUGAUCAGGCUGCCAUUCAAGAUUGGUCAACUGAGCCAGCUCCGCUUCUUGUCCGUGGCUCGGAACAAGCUCCCCUUCUUACCCAACAGCUUUGGAAAACUCUCCCUCGAGAGCCUGGAUUUAUUUGGCAAUCCUUUUGAGCAGCCCAAGCCCCUUGCUCCUGACAUACAGCUAAAAAUACCAUUGACUUUGUGGGAAUAUUCAGCUAGAGCAACGAUCAAUUACAGGCUGCCGUACAGCUGCCACGUCCUUCCUUCUCACCUCUGUCACGAUCUGGACAUGUCAAAGAGCUGUCACUGUGGGCGGGCCUGCCUAAGCAGCUUCAUUCAGACGACCGUGACCAUGAAUCUCCACAGUGUGGCGCACACGGUUGUCCUUGUGGACAACAUGGGGAGCACAGAGGCCCCCAUCCUCCGCUACUUCUGCUCUCUGACUUGCUACUCUCAGUUCCUGGACAGACAUCUGCAAAGCAUCCGAUGACC
Lacerta agilis (Sand lizard) is the source of this 1326-nucleotide messenger RNA. It is a transcript of the gene LRR1, whose product is annotated as leucine rich repeat protein 1. The record is from RefSeq and is a predicted model, not a curated record. The transcript has 4 exons. Bases 59 to 1324 code for a protein of 421 amino acids. NCBI's taxonomy places the organism in Eukaryota, Metazoa, Chordata, Lepidosauria, Squamata, Lacertidae. Gene Ontology annotation, molecular function: protein binding.